Pochonia chlamydosporia 170 is the source of this 804-nucleotide messenger RNA. Its product is annotated as peroxisomal membrane protein PEX31. The coding region runs from base 1 to 804 and encodes 267 amino acids. The record is from RefSeq and is a predicted model, not a curated record. The transcript has 2 exons. Lineage: Eukaryota; Fungi; Ascomycota; Sordariomycetes; Hypocreales; Clavicipitaceae.
AUGGGCGACGGACUUCCCACCCCGAGUCCCCGUUCAACACACCGCAACCCCUUCCAGCAACACGAAGAAGAAGAUCUCCUCACGCCGCUUCUACAAUCUCGCCGCCCCUCUCGACAAUAUGCAUGCGCUUCCACACCGUCAGGUGACUCCUUCUCCCUCACCAGAAGCUAUCCCCCUCGAACGGACACUCUCCCAGCCUUCGUGGACCCCUGGCGCCCUAGAACCUCUAUCCCUGAUAUCCGAUCGCCUACGAACCCUGAGUUUUGGUCUCCCCCCCAGGAACAAGCUGGUCCUUCUACGCCCAGAGUACCGGCUAUCCAAGUCCGUGAUGAGUCUCCCACCGGUAAAGCGAGGGAGCCUUCCUCUAUGGCAUCGGAAGAUACAGUACGGAGACAACCCUUGACGCCUUUCCCGCCGUGGAUGAGCAACUCUGAUAGAGAAUGUCAGGAGACUUGCGAGGAAAGACGGGAACGAGAUAAAACUGAGGUUAGGAGGCGUGGGUGUGGUGAUGCCCGGAAGUUGAGGAGGGAAGUUGUGCAUGUGGUGGUCUUGGCGAUGCAGUUUGUUACGUUGCUGGGUGUGUUUUGCGCGUGGGUUGGUGUUGCGGUUUGGGAGGGUGAUCCUGGUUCUACGUUUUGGAAGAGUAUGAGGUGGUACUUCCAGCCUAUGCUUGGCGUGCUGAGCGUGUUCAUGAUGGUUAUGAUUUUGAUUUACGAAGUUAAUGGCUUAUCUGACACGGCUUGUUUGGGCGUGCAAGUUGUGGUGUUGAUGGGGAGUAGUGCCACGGGGUUCUGCGUCGCUUAG